GAAAUCUUUUUCCUUCAUCCCAAACUCAUUCUCUUCUAUUUCUUGAGGCUUCCUGCAGGAUUCUCAACUGAAUCUCUAGUCCCCAGACAUCAAGAUGUGGGCUUAUCCGAUCACCCUCCCACCACCGCUGCUCUAAAGAACCCGACCUCACAAAUCCUCUACGACGAAUACAAUCAUGAACGAUAUCCCCCCGGAGAUCCCAGCAAGCGAGCUUUUGCCUAUUUCGUCCUAACCGGCGGACGAUUCGUAUACGCCUCGUUACUCCGUCUGUUCAUUCUAAAGUUCGUGCUAAGCAUGUCGGCGAGCAAAGACGUCCUCGCCUUGGCUUCUCUAGAGGUUGACCUCUCCAGCAUCGAGCCAGGUUCAACGGUAACCGUGAAAUGGCGUGGAAAGCCGGUCUUCAUAAGGCGUCGAACCGAGAACGAUAUCAAGCUGGCUAACAGCGUGGAUGUCACUUCGCUGCGCGAUCCCGAGGAAGAUGUUGCGAGGGUGAAGAAUCCUGAGUGGCUUGUUGUGGUGGGUGUGUGCACUCAUCUGGGCUGCAUCCCUCUGCCUAAUGCUGGUGAUUUUGGUGGCUGGUUCUGCCCUUGCCAUGGAUCACAUUAUGAUAUUUCUGGGAGGAUUCGGAAGGGACCGGCGCCGUAUAAUUUGGAAGUUCCUACAUACACUUUCUUGGACGAGAACAAGUUGCUGAUUGGUUAAAUACUUGUUGAUCAUAUGAUGAAUUAUGAUAAAAAUCAAUUAUAUUGUAUGUUUUAUGCCUAAAAAAUGGCAGGAUUUUUUUUAAUCUUUUUGCUUAAUGACAUGUUUAUUUAUGUGGAAAUAAUUGU
Phalaenopsis equestris is the source of this 830-nucleotide messenger RNA. RefSeq names its product cytochrome b-c1 complex subunit Rieske, mitochondrial-like. The annotation marks the transcript as partial. Gene Ontology annotation, cellular component: membrane. Gene Ontology annotation, molecular function: quinol-cytochrome-c reductase activity; 2 iron, 2 sulfur cluster binding. The record is from RefSeq and is a predicted model, not a curated record. Gene Ontology annotation, biological process: mitochondrial electron transport, ubiquinol to cytochrome c. Lineage: Eukaryota; Viridiplantae; Streptophyta; Magnoliopsida; Asparagales; Orchidaceae. The transcript has a single exon.